AUGACUCUCCUUUCAGCGAGGCGAGUAACAGGCCGGGUCUGGGCCUCGGCCGACAGUUACAGCUUCGCUCUCCGUUCAGCGCGAUGCUACAGUACUGACCCUGUUGCGCCCAGUCAGACAACCUUCAGGAAGCAGCCACAGUUUCGCGAUUACUUUGUGACCCAUUUACCCUCGUCCUCGCUUCAUCCGGACCCCCGUGGUCCGUCCUCGUCCUUUCAUAAACUUCCUCGCUCCGCCUCUAUACCUCACAGCGGAGAAACCUCACAAUCGCCAACUUCCUUCCAGGCCUUAAUAGACCGUGAGACAACGGUCGUUCGGAUUCCCCUGCGCAACGCAAAGCAUCAUUUUGGCGCCGUCACCGCCCGCGGAACCCGCCCUUCAAACGAAGAUACAUACCAAGCUGGCGUCAUCGACAUCCCCGCCUUUGCAAAACGACCUCCGGCCUCGCUGACGAUCAAGCGAUCUAAGAAACAAAAUAUUACCGACCCUCGGGAGUCGCGCGGUGCAGAAACAGCUACUGGAGACCCCCAAGUCUUUUAUUUCGGGGUGUUUGAUGGCCAUGGCGGAACCGAGUGUAGUUCGUUCUUGAGGGACUAUCUGCACGAGUAUAUUCAGAAUGCGGCGUUUGAUAUCGAGCUUCAGUCCAGCCUACGACGCGGUGCUAAAGAACUACCCACCACCAGCGAAUUGCCUGUGAUGCAAGAGGGCGACCGACGUCGAAUGGGGGACCUUGAGAAACACCUUGUCCAGACCUGGAGACGGGUAGUUGGUGGCUAUUUCAAGAGAUUCCAACCGCCCCAUUUUACCUAUCAUGGUACUGAGUCCACCGUGCCAAGCAUCACCGAUCACAUCUCCAUCGAGGAAGUCGUGGAGUACGCCUUCCUGCGCGCGGAUCUAGACUUUGUCAAUGCACAAGCCGCCAAGCGAGACGAUGAUCUAGCUCAAGCUGAGAGGCCUCUGAACGAAGAUGAAAUAUUUCACAGACCCAGCAUGACCCGGUCGCCCCAAAUUGGUGGACGCGCCCGCUUCAAGGGCGGCAGUACCGGGAGUGUCGCCAUGAUUUCGACCCCAACUCCAACCCCCUUCUGGCAUCCUAUUGCGCCAUCGACGCUCCUAGUCGCCCACGUAGGCGAUACCCGAAUCCUCCUCUGCUCAACAGAGACAGGCCAAGCCAUCCCCGUUACAUCGAACCACCACCCCUCCUCGCCAAUCGAGGCCAGCCGACUCCGGCGGUAUGCCGCAACCUUCGUGACGGACUCGUUUGGCGAAGAGCGCAUGAGCGGGCUAGCGAACACACGCUCCUUCGGUGACGUCCAGUCCAAGCGCAUCGGGGUUUCUGCCGAGCCGGAGCUCAAUCGGAUAGAACUUGGCCCCGCCGAGUUCUCCUUUUUGGUUAUGGUGUCCGAUGGCAUCAGCGGCACACUGCUCGACCAGGAGAUUGUUGAUAUCGUCAAGGAAGCCAAGACUCCGGAUCAGGGUGCGCACGAUGUGGUCAAUUUCUCGACUGAGGUCACCAAUGAGGGUGACAAUGCUACCUGCCUGGUAAUUCGACUAGGCGGUUGGGAGCGUCGUCAAGAAGGCGGCGUUGGUAGCAUGGGUACCAAGGAGUCUCGCGAGUGGCGUCGACAGGAUGCUACUGAUCCGCGCAGGUCACGGACGUGA
Molecule: messenger RNA, 1662 nt
Organism: Penicillium bovifimosum
Lineage: Eukaryota; Fungi; Ascomycota; Eurotiomycetes; Eurotiales; Aspergillaceae
Gene: ptcA
Product: type 2C protein phosphatase PTC6
Exons: 2
Coding region: 1-1662 (553 amino acids)
Biological process (GO): protein dephosphorylation
Molecular function (GO): protein serine/threonine phosphatase activity; cation binding
Source: RefSeq, a predicted model, not a curated record